AUGCAAACAACAAUAAACCCUCGAGAAGCCCAUGACAAACGCAGACUGAGCCCAUCUCGCCCCACCUCACGUCGCACCCCGGUACCCUGGCUAAGGAAAAUGUGCCCCCCGCCCAUGAGAAGCCUUCCGGCGUCCGGCCAAGGUCCAGCAGCCGCCCGGGUUGAGUUUGCCCAACUCUUACCCAAGUCCAGAGAUCUUGAGAAUCGCAGCGCAGCCUUUUCUCCCCGGUCUUCACCCAAAGCCAGCCAAGACACAAAAUCUGUUCCAAUCAGCGCGGUUAGCGUCCAAGCAGUGUCCCAGAAGAAAGCGAUCUUUGGGAGUCUUCUUUCAGGCGUAAAGGUGGAGACGCGGGAAAGAGGAACAUGCUGGGGGGGGGCAGGGGGGGCGGGUAACCCGAGCCGGGGCCGGGAUUCGAGCAGUUGCCGCUGCUGCAGCUGCUGCUGCCGGGACAGUGGCCGCUGGGGGGUUGUCGCUUGGCGCCGCGCUCUGUCCCUAGCGCAACACGCAGGAUCUUCCCGGCCCGACUCCUGCACCUCGAUCGGAAAAACUAAGAAACUCAAGAGGAGUCAUCAGAAUUCCUUCCAUGUGGGAGUCAUCAACCCAACUGGUGACUUUUUAUUCUGCUCCACAUAUAAGAGUGAACAACAGUGUUGCCUGCCCUGUUGGAUGCAGUAUUCAAGAUGCCAUCUUGGAGGUGAGACCAGAACCUCCCAGACACUAAACCUGCUGCUGCCUUGAUCUUGGACUUCUCAGCCUCCAGAACUGCAAUAAAUAAAUUUUUAUUCUUUAUAAAUUACCUAGUCU
Cercocebus atys (sooty mangabey) is the source of this 804-nucleotide messenger RNA. RefSeq lists its product as uncharacterized. The transcript has 4 exons. The record is from RefSeq and is a predicted model, not a curated record. Lineage: Eukaryota; Metazoa; Chordata; Mammalia; Primates; Cercopithecidae. The coding region runs from base 1 to 738 and encodes 245 amino acids.